Messenger RNA from Uloborus diversus, 2234 nucleotides. Its product is annotated as brain-specific angiogenesis inhibitor 1-associated protein 2-like. The record is from RefSeq and is a predicted model, not a curated record. The transcript is spliced from 15 exons. Bases 264 to 2108 code for a protein of 614 amino acids. Gene Ontology annotation, molecular function: protein binding. Gene Ontology annotation, biological process: actin crosslink formation; actin filament bundle assembly; plasma membrane organization. Gene Ontology annotation, cellular component: cytosol; nucleoplasm. NCBI's taxonomy places the organism in Eukaryota, Metazoa, Arthropoda, Arachnida, Araneae, Uloboridae.
GACUCGUCAGCCCUGGCCCUAGUAAUAACAUUUGGCGAUGUUGGCUUCGAAACCGAGGAAACUUUCAGCGGUAACCCUCGAGUCGCGUGGCGGGAUAGUUCCGCUGUUCGCUUCGCCGCUAUUCGGUGAAAUGUCCCCGUAAUGUUCGUGCGUACGGUAAAUUGUGAGUGUGUCUGUCGCCACACGUGAUUUCGUUGAGGUUAUCGUUUGGUGGAAGUGAUAAGUAUUUAUGAGUUGAGAUUUGUGUACAAAAUAGAAAGAAGAUGAAUGCCAUGUCGGAAAACGAUGAACUUGCCAAGUUAGUUGACGGAGCAUAUAAAAACAUCUUGGAAAAGUUCAAUCCAUGUGCGCGACAACUGAUAUCAGCUGGAAAAGCAUAUUUGAAAGCUUUGCACGGAGCUGUUGCUGCAUCAAAGGCUUACAUCGAUGCUUUGGGAAAACUCGCGCGCCAUGCUCAUCAAGGAACGUGGGGUGGAUGCACGGAUAUCGGAACAGCUUUGCUGCAGCUUGUUGAUGUGCAUAAGGAAAUCCAAUCUCAACAGUUAAACAUUCUAAAAGCAUUUUACGUGGAUCUUCUUGUGCCAUUAGAGACGAAUAUUGAUAAAGAUACAAAAGUCGUAGCUUGUGAACAGAAAAGAUUCAUCCAACAACAUAAGUGCCUUCAAGAAUCGUAUUUGAAAGCCGUCGCCGUGGUCAAAAAACAGAAGAAGAAAAAUAAAGGGAAGGGAUCAAAUAUAGAUAACGAAAUCAGAAAUUUGCAACAAUUAGAAGAAGAGAAAAUGAAGUUAGACUGUUUUUGCGAGCGUAGUUUAAAGCAAGCUAUUACGCAAGAAAGAAGGCGUUACGGUUUCGUCCUGGAGAGACAAUGCUCUCUUACGAAGCAUAAUCUUGUUUAUCACUCUCAGGGGCAAAAUUUGCUGCAGCAUAACCUGGAGGAGUGGGAAGAGGUAGCUCGGAGUAGAGAGUGCCUGCCAGAUCCUAUCGACAAGUUGUUUCCAACAAACCACUACAAGAGUUGCAGUGAGUACGCGAGUGCCAAUAUCCUAGACAGUCAUCCCAUGGCCAACUCCCUUUAUGUGCCAUCUCCACACUUAGCCACCACGCUGAGGAAAACGAGGAGCAUCGACGCUAGCUGCGUCGAUCUGAGAGAAGCCCCCAACGACACCUUCCCUAGACCCCUCAUAAGAGCAAAGUCGGACUUCAACAUUGCCUCUUCCAACGCUAGUCUCAUAUCCAAUGAUUAUGGUAUAACUCUACGUCCAAAAAGCCUGGCUGAGCCGGACUCGAAAACCGGACAUUCACGUGUUCGAGCGCUGUAUUCGUAUUUGUCGAGCGGAGAGCAUCAGCUGAGCUUUCAUGAGGGGGACAUAAUUGUUCUGAUUGGUGACAGAAACAAGGGCUGGCAGUAUGGUGAAAAUACUCGCAAUCAUCGGAGAGGUUGGUUCCCUAUUGCAUAUACGGCUGUUCUUGAUGAUGGUCCUAAUGUUCAUCCAAUGGAGAACAACACUCUGGAUUUGAAGCGUCGGAGUGUGGACCUGUCGAAUCCUUACUCCACUUGCUUCGGUGUUAGUCGUAGUCGCACCACGCCCAACAUCCAGCCAUUCCACAACGGACUGGACCAACCUGUUGCGCUCGAUUCCGAUUUCCUGCUGCCUCCUCCACCUCCUAAUGCUCAAAGACCCCUCUCCACUUUCUUAGAUUCGUCUGUUAAGAACAUGGAUUCGCUACAGCUUUUGCGGACUAACGCCAAGCUUCUUCACGCUCCCCCGAGCAUAUCCAGCAGUGGCUCCUCCGCCCCCUCCCCCACCUCCUCCUCCUCCGGGGGCCCUGUGACGUCAGGGGCGGACCCCUUGGUCAGAAUCCUUCCCCGGCGCCUGCCCCCCAUGUCCACUUCUCUUCACUCGAGCAACGACAGCGGCUUUUGCAAUGACACUGCCCCGCCAGCCCCAGUGGCUCUCCUACUGUCGCCAACCUCGCCAGGAUUUUCGCCAAGGGAACGCAGCGGAUCCAUGCGGCAAGAUGAACAGAAACCAAAGGAAAAUAUGUUUUCGUCCGUCAAGCUGCGGAAAGUGAUAACGAACGAUCGCUCCGCCCCCAUGAUUAGUUAACAUAGGAUCUGAAUAACUUUUACUUGAGGAAAUGUCUGUGUUUGACUGUUAAACGUUAAGUGACUGUAAGAAAAUUUGAUAUGAAUUAUUGAUGUACAUUUUUAUAAUAAUAAAGGUAUUACCGAA